Molecule: messenger RNA, 790 nt
Organism: Zophobas morio
Lineage: Eukaryota; Metazoa; Arthropoda; Insecta; Coleoptera; Tenebrionidae
Exons: 3
Coding region: 63-638 (191 amino acids)
Source: RefSeq, a predicted model, not a curated record
UAAAACUUGAUAAGUAGUUGAAUACACAUCAUUACUUCGUUUGUUGUGCAGUUAUUAUUAUAAUGAUUUUUAACUUAUUGUGUUUCUCCCUAUUUGUAUUUACAUUACCACACACUACUAUCGGAAGAGUAGUGUGUCCUAAAGGAGAAGUAAUUGGUAAUGAUGGACAGUGUAUACAGCAAUAUCGCCUGUUUUUAAAUCUAACGGAUGGUCACAAUACCAGGCUCAGGCACGCUUUUGAUACUCCAAAAGGAUGCCCGGUUGGAGAGGAAUUAGGACAUGAUGGAACGUGUCAAAAUCCGUUUAAGUUAAAAUUCAAUACUUCCGAAAUUCCUAACGAAACCGUGACGGCUUCUCCAUCACAACGGAAUCAGCAAAUUAACAACAGAAGAAUUGUUGGUCCUUACCGGUAUCCAGGAAGAUACUGGACGUUUUUAAGUAAAUAUGGGAACAUUCCUGUUGACAUCAUUGAUGACGUAGAUAUUGAUACACAGAAGAUGGGGAAGUUACCACUAGUGGGUAAAACUGACCCAUAUGCCAACGUACCAGUAGGACUUAUUGUUGAUGACAGUUAUGAGGAUUUCUUAAGAAAUAUUCCAAAACUGCCAAAAGUGACACAGUCAUCGACCAGUCAUUAGACUAUUAGCGUGGAUAUGAAGACCGAAAAAGAUGAAAGAGUCGUAAUUAUAGAAGAAGCUGAAGAUGUGUAUCAAAAGUUGUUCUUUAAAAAAAUGUAUGUAUAAUUUUUUCUUUAUCUGUAAUGAUUGUUAAUAAAGAUGCUUUCUAGUGA